CUGGCAACACUGAUAUACACUGAUAAACAUAAAUGGUGGUGUUCUGUAAUUCUACAUGCAUUACAAUAUUUGCUUAAUGUAAGGUUUAAAAAAAAUGGCUUUUACUUUGUGGAAUUUAUUUGAAGCUACGUUAUUGUGUUUAAAUGCUGUGUGUGUUCUCCAUGAAGAACGAUUUUUGGCGAAGGUGGGGUGGGGAGUGAACCACAGCGUCCAAGGCUUCGGGGAGGCGCCCACGGUGAAGUCCCAAAUCCUGAACCUGGUCCGGUCCAUACGCACCGUCAUGAGGAUCCCGCUGAUCUUCCUCAACGUCCUCACCAUCGUCUUCAAGCUCCUGCUCGGAUGACCCCCGCAGCGAGAGGCGUGAGCGGCCCGCGGACAUUCCGAGCGAGACUCUGUCGCCAGCUCAUUCCUAGCGAGGGACCUGUUUCCGAGCAUGCAUCUGCGUUGUGAGGUUGUGAGAGUGUUGUGGCCGCGGGAGAACUGUAUACAACCACCGUGGCAUUUUGUAAACAUUUGUAAGCUAUGUAUGAAUGAGUGCUAAAUAAUAUUGUUGAUCACUUGGU
Messenger RNA from Bacillus rossius redtenbacheri, 563 nucleotides. Its product is annotated as immediate early response 3-interacting protein 1. Bases 95 to 343 code for a protein of 82 amino acids. Gene Ontology annotation, biological process: endoplasmic reticulum to Golgi vesicle-mediated transport. The record is from RefSeq and is a predicted model, not a curated record. Gene Ontology annotation, cellular component: COPII-coated ER to Golgi transport vesicle; Golgi membrane; endoplasmic reticulum membrane. Lineage: Eukaryota; Metazoa; Arthropoda; Insecta; Phasmatodea; Bacillidae. The transcript is spliced from 3 exons.